Molecule: messenger RNA, 2948 nt
Organism: Scylla paramamosain (green mud crab)
Lineage: Eukaryota; Metazoa; Arthropoda; Malacostraca; Decapoda; Portunidae
Product: putative phosphatidate phosphatase
Exons: 6
Coding region: 88-1008 (306 amino acids)
Biological process (GO): phospholipid metabolic process; phospholipid dephosphorylation; signal transduction
Cellular component (GO): plasma membrane
Molecular function (GO): phosphatidate phosphatase activity
Source: RefSeq, a predicted model, not a curated record
UUUUUGGUUCGCCUCUACUGCCUCAGUAGGCAAUAAGACGUCUGGAUGGGAGGUUGUGUCGGUUCGCGCUCCGGCUAGCUAUCAUAUAUGUCAAUAAUGGAGCCGAAGUAUAUUAUCAGGGUGGUCUUCGACACGAUCAUCCUGUUGACAGUGGCCAUCCCUAUCCUUCUGUUCUUUCUGUUGGGCCAACCAGUAGAGCGCGGGUUUCACUGUGACGACGAAAGCCUGCGUUACCCUUAUAAGGACUCCACAGUGUCCACUGGGGUCCUGUAUGCGGUGGGCACAUUACUGCCAGUUACAGCGAUGGUGCUGCUGGAGGGCUGGCGGGCACGACACCAACCAAUUGGAAAGUCUGUUAGGAUAUGUAACCGCCGGAUCAAUUCUUGGAUGUGGGGAUGUUAUACUGCCAUUGGGGUGUUCCUUUUCGGAUGUGCCUGCUCCCAGCUCACCACAGACAUUGCAAAGUACUCUGUGGGACGCCUCAGACCUCAUUUUGUUAGCAUCUGCAAUCCAGACUGGUCAAAGAUUGACUGUAACAAGACCCAUUAUAUAGACCCCAUCCCAUGCCUUACCCCGAAAGAAAACCACAGGAUGAAGGAGGCAAGGCUGUCGUUCCCCUCAGGCCAUGCCUCCUUCUCGGCCUACACUAUGGUGUACCUUGCAAUCUACCUCCAAGUGCGAUUCAAGUUCAAGGCCCCAAGACUCCUUCGUCCCUUUCUGCAGUUUCUUUGUCUCAUGUUGACUUUCUACACCACACUCUCCCGAAUCUCAGAUUACAAACACCAUUGGUCUGAUGUCCUCUUUGGCUUUAUUCUUGGGACAGUUGUGGCAACUCUUAUUGCGCGGUAUGUGUCGGACCUUUUCACCCCACCCAUCCAGGCACAGUGUAGCAACCAGGGCCACCCAGUGUAUUUGCAAGAGCGGCGGUUACCCGACACAGACAGUGAGGCCAACAACACUGUCAACCCCGUACGGACUCAGACUGCAAUGGGGACUGUGAGUGAGUGAGUCUGUUGGAGAAGAUGCAACACCAAGGAUCUGUAGGUGGAUCUUUUAGCUACUUAGGAAUUCCGUUCUUCCAUUAAAACGUUUGCUAACAAGACACGUUACCUUAACCGUGAGGCUGUCGUGAAGCCUGGCUACGACGGUGAUCACAGUCUUCCUUUUUGUUACGGCAGAAAGCAUUCUGGCACAAGAGCUAUUGUGAUAACUCUCUUACAACCUUGAUGUUUAUGUAGCCAUGCAUAUUUCCUGGCUUGAGAGUUGUGUGCUUCAUCAUAGCCUCAUCAGUAGGUUGUUUUAGAAAUUUUUAUAUUUUACAAUUAUUUUUGUAAGCAAUAUUUAGUGUUAUCUUUCUGUCAACAGAGGUGAUAGUAAUUAUAGGGUUAUAGGGUUAGUGUACUUGAUAGCACCACUACCUACUAAACCUUUCACCUGACUAGACAGAUGCUUUAAGUAAUUAUUGCUGCACAGUAGCGCCAGUAUGGAAGAGAGCUAGAUGUAGCAUUUGAUUCAACCAUGGGCUAAAAUGUUGAUAACCAAUGAACAUCGACAUUUAGGGGUAGAGAUACAGGUACAGGCCAUCAUUCUUAGCUUCUGGAAUGUACCUGAAUGGUGCAGCGCUGGGGAUCAUUGGUAGGGAUUCCUCUUUCUUCUCACUUAGCUAGGUGGCCACAUCCUCACCCUUGGCUCCAAGGAUCAGUCUGUACAAUCUGUAGAGCAAGAAAAUCAUAACUUGACUCACUUAUCCCUUUCAGUACUUUACCUACAGUACAAAAAUAAAUGUAAAUGUGUCUGCUUAUCAACCAAACAUUCUAGCUUACCUUGAUAAGGGUGGUCUGUUCAAACACUUCUGUGCCCUCAGGUCUCUUUAUUGUUUAUUGUUUUGAUUUUAUUAACAUGAAAAUUCAUGUAAUAUUUGUAGUUUUAUGCAAUUUCAUAUAUAUAUAUAUAUAUAUAUAUAUAUAUAUAUAUAUAUAUAUAUAUAUAUAUAUAUAUAUAUAUAUAUAUAUAUAUAUAUAUAUAUAUAUAUAUAUAUAUAUAUAUUUUUUUUUUUUUUUUUUUUUUUUUUUUUUAAUACAUCUCAUUUUUAUAGUAAUUCUAUGUGGGUUUGAUAUUUCACCUGUUAAUUUUCAUAACACUUUUAUUCUAUGACAUUACCUCUAAUUUGAUUGUUGCAUUACUGCAUUACCUCUGUAAUUUGGCAGUUAUUGUUACCUCUGUAAUUUGGCAGUUAUUAUUGUGAUUUUUUUUAUUUCCAUUUCAUUUUUAUUAAAUCAGACUGCUUCUAUUGUAUAUCAUUCAUACUCAGGAUGCAUGAAAAGCAGUUACUGGCCUUUUUUUUCCAAAAUCUACGACAAAUUUGAAUGUAUUUAUAAGAACACAUUUCCAAUAUUAAGAACAGAUUGAAUUUUUUUCUUCCCAUGUUUCCUUUCCUACUUUGCUGGAAUGGUGAGGCAGUUGAAGAGGAGCAAUUCCUUCAGCAAACAAGCAGACCGCCCCUCACAGCAAAGUUGUAUGGAAAGAAACAUUACUUUUUACUGUAUAUACAAAUGGAGUGUUCUGUGAAGUGUCAUAUAGUAAUUAAUUCUGGAAGUAAUAAUAUUAAGAACAAAUACCUUUUUUUUUUCAUAAUAUUUUAAUAAUUGACAUUACUUUUUUUGCUAUGGCCUUGCUGGGUGUUUGCAUAAUAAAAGUUUCAUCUCAUUCUCAUGAUGAAAUGUUAAUGAACUUACUGUGUUAAGUUCUAGGCUUAAUUUUUUUAUAUGUAACUUUUAUCACUGGUAUUAAUUAAUAUAAUUCAUAUAUAUUAUAAAUUCUUUUUUUUACACUUAACUUAUAAAUUAAUUCACUUGUAUCUUACAAAAUGUCUGUAGUUUUAAAAGUAUUUGAUUUCCCAGCAUGGAUCUCCCAUUGUCACAAGAAAUCAUUAAAUAAAUACUGAAUCA